CGGCGGGCGGGAGCGCGGAGGAGGUGGAAAGAAGGGGGGCGCUGUCACGGAGACUCCGGCCGCCGGAGACCCCGCCGCAGCGAGGCCACUGGGCUCCCCGGUCGCAGGGCGUGAGCGCGCCGACCGGGGCACCAGGGAGACACACCGGGCGAAGGAGGGGGCCUAUGUACCCUUCCGCAUUUUCCUGGGUCUCUCUCCCGGGCGGUGACGUGACGUGCUGACGGCGGGCCCGUGCCGGGGAGCUGGGCCGCUUUUUGUCAGCUCCGAGCUCGGCCCCUCCUCCCUCCCUCCGCCCGCCCCACCAGCCGGAGCCCGGCCCAGUGCUCCAGAGAAAGGCCGGCCUGCAGCACCCGCCACCGUCGCCGACCGCCCGCACGCCCGUCCGGAGCUGUGACUGAUGAGAAUUAAAGGCCAUGGAUGAAGAUGGACUUGAAUUACAACCACAAGAGCCAAACUCAUAUUUUGAUGCAACAGGAGCUGAUGCUACACACAUGGAUGGUGAUCAAAUUGUUGUGGAAGUACAAGAAACUGUUUUUGUUUCAGAUGUUGUGGAUUCAGACAUAACUGUGCAUAACUUUGUUCCUGAUGACCCAGACUCAGUUGUAAUCCAAGAUGUUAUCGAGGACGUUGUUAUAGAAGAUGUUCAAUGUCCAGAUAUCAUGGAAGAAGCAGAUGUAUCUGAAACGGUCAUCAUUCCUGAGCAAGUGCUGGACUCAGAUGUAACCGAAGAAGUUUCUUUAGCACAUUGCACAGUCCCAGAUGAUGUUUUAGCUUCUGAUAUUACUUCAGCCUCAAUGUCUAUGCCAGAACACGUCUUGACAAGUGAAUCCAUACAUGUGUCUGAUGUUGGACAUGUCGAACACGUUGUUCAUGAUAGUGUAGUAGAGGCAGAGAUCGUCACUGAUCCUCUGACAGCUGACGUAGUGUCAGAAGAAGUAUUGGUAGCAGAUUGUGCCUCUGAAGCAGUCAUAGAUGCCAAUGGGAUUCCUGUGGACCAGCAAGAUGAUGACAAAAGCAACUGUGAGGACUACCUUAUGAUUUCCUUGGAUGAUGCUGGCAAAAUAGAACACGAUGGUUCCUCGGGAAUGACCAUGGAUGCAGAGUCGGAAAUCGAUCCUUGUAAAGUGGAUGGCACUUGCCCUGAAGUCAUCAAGGUGUACAUUUUUAAAGCUGACCCUGGAGAGGAUGACUUAGGUGGCACUGUAGACAUUGUGGAGAGUGAGCCUGAGAAUGAUCAUGGAGUUGAACUACUUGAUCAAAAUAGCAGUAUUCGUGUGCCAAGGGAAAAGAUGGUUUAUAUGACUGUCAACGACUCUCAGCAAGAAGAUGAAGAUUUAAAUGUUGCAGAAAUUGCAGACGAAGUUUAUAUGGAAGUGAUUGUAGGAGAGGAGGAUGCUGCUGCUGCAGCGGCAGCCGCUGCUGCACAUGAACAGCAAAUCGAUGACAGUGAAAUCAAAACUUUCAUGCCAAUAGCAUGGGCAGCAGCUUACGGUAAUAAUUCUGAUGGAAUUGAAAACCGGAAUGGCACUGCAAGUGCCCUCUUGCACAUAGAUGAGUCUGCUGGGCUUGGCAGACUGGCUAAACAAAAACCAAAGAAAAGGAGAAGACCUGAUUCCAGGCAGUACCAAACAGCAAUAAUUAUUGGCCCUGAUGGACAUCCCUUGACUGUCUAUCCUUGCAUGAUUUGUGGGAAAAAGUUUAAGUCGAGAGGUUUUUUGAAAAGGCACAUGAAAAACCAUCCUGAACACCUUACCAAGAAGAAAUACCGCUGUACUGACUGUGAUUACACUACCAACAAGAAGAUAAGUUUACACAACCACCUGGAGAGCCACAAGCUGACCAGCAAGGCAGAGAAGGCCAUCGAAUGCGACGAAUGUGGGAAGCAUUUCUCUCACGCUGGGGCUUUGUUUACUCACAAAAUGGUGCAUAAGGAAAAAGGAGCCAACAAAAUGCACAAGUGUAAAUUCUGUGAAUAUGAGACAGCUGAACAAGGGUUGUUGAAUCGCCACCUUUUGGCGGUCCACAGCAAGAACUUUCCUCAUAUAUGUGUGGAGUGCGGUAAAGGUUUUCGUCACCCAUCAGAGCUCAAAAAGCACAUGCGAAUCCAUACUGGGGAAAAGCCGUACCAAUGCCAGUACUGCGAAUAUAGGUCUGCAGACUCUUCUAACUUGAAAACGCAUGUAAAAACUAAGCAUAGUAAAGAGAUGCCAUUCAAGUGUGACAUUUGUCUUCUGACUUUCUCAGAUACCAAAGAGGUGCAGCAACAUGCUCUUAUCCACCAAGAAAGCAAAACACACCAGUGUUUGCAUUGCGACCACAAGAGUUCGAACUCAAGCGAUUUGAAACGACACAUAAUUUCAGUUCACACAAAGGACUACCCCCAUAAGUGUGAUAUGUGUGAUAAAGGCUUUCACAGGCCUUCAGAACUCAAGAAACAUGUGGCUGCCCACAAGGGUAAAAAAAUGCACCAGUGCAGACAUUGUGACUUUAAGAUUGCAGAUCCGUUCGUUCUAAGUCGCCAUAUUCUCUCAGUUCACACAAAAGAUCUUCCAUUUAGGUGUAAGAGAUGUAGAAAGGGAUUUAGGCAACAGAAUGAGCUUAAAAAGCAUAUGAAGACACACAGUGGUAGGAAAGUAUAUCAGUGUGAGUACUGUGAGUAUAGCACUACAGAUGCCUCAGGCUUUAAACGGCACGUUAUCUCCAUUCAUACGAAAGACUAUCCCCACCGUUGUGAGUACUGCAAGAAAGGGUUCCGAAGACCUUCAGAAAAGAACCAGCACAUAAUGCGACAUCAUAAAGAAGUUGGCCUGCCCUAACAAUACUUCUACAAACUUUUGUAGAGAUGUUGGCCUUGAAGCAGAAAAUUCAUUUUAAAGCCACAGUCUCGUUCACAUACAAUACUGUAUAUUGAUUUAUGCUGUGUACAAAUAGAAUUAUUGCUUCUAGUUGACUUUUUUUUUUUUUUACCAUUUGUUCAAUAGUGUGUUCUGAAUUCUAUUCAGUUUGUUUAAUAAAUGGGGAAAAGCAGCAACAAGCAAGUUGCAGCAACAAGCAAGUUGCAGCAACAAGCUUUUAAUAAAGUAAUCCCUGAUUCUAUACUGAGUUUUUCUAUCUUAGAAGUUUUAUAUUUAUUUAAAUAUUUACCUUGCUUACCUUGAUGGUACUCUUCUAAGACCAUUUAACUUAAAGUUAAGGUAAUUUUAGAUUGGUAACUCUGAAAGUACUCAUGUUGACUUAUUUUUUUUUUUCCCAUAAAUUUCUCACAAUAAAAUUGUCAGAGACAUCUACUAAUAUAAAUGGGAGAUUUUAUGGUCAGGUCUAAUUAUCCUAACAUGGGAGUCAUUUACUCAUCUUGUUUUAAUAUUUUCAGACCACAUGACAAUGAAAGUUUCCAUUUGAGCGUUUGUGUCCCUGGCAUCGCUGAGUAAAGAGCAGUGGCUGGGUUUGUGUUUACCUUUCGUUUUGUUCAGCAGACAAAAUAUACUUUUGGGGGUGCUUUCUCUGGAGUAUUUACAUCUUUUGUCAGCAUAGCAAACUUUUAGAAAACUUUAUUGAAAAAUCUUGCUUGAUCCUGUUGUAUUUUGUCUUUGCUGCUUUGUGUUGGAAUGGUUGUGUGCUACAGAUGAGACUUACUGAGGACUGCAUUUGGAAUCUCCUAGAGGUAAUUCGUGGCUCGUAGGAUCUUUUGCAACUUUAUAUAUGUAAAUGUACCCUGAAUUAUGUAUAUGCACAUAUAUAUAACAUGUAUCUGUGUGUAUUGCUUAUUUUACAUAUUUAUACACACAACCCCAAGUAGUAGUUGUUGAAAAUCUAUGAUGAAAAGUAUUAAAUUUACAAUAACAUGAAAGAUGCAGGGAUGCAUGAGAGAGCAUUUUGUAAAUCUUGCUCUUUGGAGAGACUACUCAGGUGAAGAAUUAGAAGGAAAAUAAGGACACUAGUAUUUUUAAAGAGUAAAGGUAUUUUCUUUUAAAAAUCUUUGGUAACUGAAAAAUAGAAGUUAAGAUGUUUCUAGAUAGAAUGUUUUCAUAUAACUUCAGCUCCAUGCCUUUAUAUUUUUCAGAAAAGCUAAUGAGAAUCCAGACAUAACUCCCUCAGUUCUCUCUGAGAAGCCCAUGAAGGGAUUCUGUGUCCCCAAGUGAGGGGACUAAGGAAGCAGUUGCUCCAUGUACCACAGAAUGGGUGCUCAUUACGACUUACAUUGGGCAAGUUCAGCCUGCUCUGUUACUUCUUCGUUACAGCUGGCAGCCUUUCAAAAACUUAACACUCAAGCUGGCUUUGAUUAGAAGAUAAAGGUGUGUUUUAAGUGCAUGAGGAAAAUCUGAGGCCUUAUUUGGAACAUCACCAAGUCUUUCACAGUUUCGUUUUUCUUUGAAAGUUAACACUUUUUAACAGAGAGUUCUGAAUCAGAGUAAUAAAUUCAUAAAGUGAACUUGGUUAGUUAGAAUUUGUUUAUGUUAAGAUGAAUCUUGGAGAACUGAAAACAGGUUUUGGGAUCCCUUAAAUUGGCUGUCGGCACAUGAGUAUCUGGUACAUCAUGGGAGAUUUUGGAGUUUUCUCCCCACUUGUUAGCUGCCUUGCCAGUUCAUUAUGGUGUUCCCUCCCCUUUGUGCUAUUAGGUUUUUAGCUUUCAUCUUUCUCUUUGCCGUUGAUAUUUGUAUGCAAGAGUUAUAUUUAUAGUGUUAGAAAUCUAAUAUUUGGUGUUUGGCAAGCCUCUGAAGUGCUAGGUUGAUUUAGUCCAGUUCUAUCUAAAUCAAGUGCUUUAGGCUGGUAUAACUCCAUCCUGAAUGCCAGUCAAAGCCAAGGCAUAGGAAUGCCUGUGCCCUCUUGGCCCCCGUAAUGUGCUUUUUUUUUUUCAAAGUAACUUAACCAUCGUGUGAUUCAUUGCCCUGCAGUACUAUUGAAAGCUCUGUCUGUUUUUUUGUGAGAACCUUUAAAAUCUCCCUUAAUUUUUAUUUUUCCCAGAAAUAGUGUAAAAGAAAACACUUAAACAAAAGUGGAAAUUUAUUGAUUUUAAAACAUCCGUAAAAAUUAAUACAGAAAAUAUAAAUAAUUGGUCAUGUAUAUUUUUUUAAAUAAACUGAAAGAUAAAGAACACAACAAUUUACACACUUUAUAUUUCUCUUACAUGGUCUGGAAUCAUACACAGUUCUUUUCUUUUUAAAGCACAAUAUUGAAACCUUUAAAAGGUAUUUAAGGGUUUGGUCAAGUGAAUAUGGUAAAAUAUUUGUAUAAAGAGAAAAAAAUUGUAGUCACUGUUAUGUACUGACAUUAGUUACAACCUAGUUUUAAUUCUUAAAACAAUUUUGAUUAGCAAAGCUAAAAAAAAAUGGUUGUUUCAGUUAAAUGUUUUAAAGAGGUACAGAUUUUUACAAGGACAUAAUAUAAGUUAUUGUUCUGUAGAAAUAUCCUUAAAUAUUGUAUGUCCCUCCCUCUGUACACUUUGUAAAAAAGGUAAAAUACAUAAAAAGAAAAUCAUAUAGGGAUGUGUGACAUUAUUGUAAUUGUGUACUUGAGAAUAACGUGCAAAAAUAAAAAUCAGAAUAUUUUCCUGUUAAUGUUUAGUCUAUUUGAUACCAGUACUAAGUUAAUGCUUUUUCUUAAGAAAAAAAAUGUACAGUUUUUGUAAACCUAAUAAACAUCAAAAGCAGUGGAUUAUUUUCAUUUCCCCAUUUCUUAAUUCCUUAUAUGCAGCAGUGGAAUGCGAAAUGCUUGAUUGCUUUGAAUUUUGUGACUUGGAUUUAAAUCGAAUAAUAUUUCAGUUCUGCGAAUUUACAAGUAACAUUUCAGAGAAGUUAAGAGGUGAUUGGUGAGUCCUUUGAUGAGCAUGUCCUUGAAAUUCAUUUUUUCUUUUAUCUUCAUAAAGGAUUUGUUUUAUUAGCAUCUCUAAUUCCCCUGAGAUAAAUUUUCCCAUGCAUAAAGUGGUUUUUGAGAGCACUUAUUUCAGCAUCAGUCCACAGCCCAGCCCCACAGCAGAAGCCCUGCCCUAGAGUUACCCCUUUGUGCCCAGUUUGGAGGGCUUUAGUAGGCGCUAACAUACUAGAGAAUGAUCAUUGUUAUAAUAAAAAUCGGAAGUUAGGUAAAAGUUAUCAGGACUCAGAAGAAAGUAAGGAAAUAGAUUUGAGUCAUCUUUGAUUUUUAAAGAUGAGAUCCUGCAGUUAUUUAACUGUUGGAACAAGUGUUUCCCUAAUAGUUGAAACACUAAGUAAUCAAAAUUUGAGGUAAACGAUCAAGAAAACAUGGUGAAUGUCACUGUCCAGAGCCGUAAAAAAGGCAAAACCACACCAUGCUGAAAAACUUAAUUGUAGUAGAACACCUGACAGAUAACAUCUUGCUGGUCUGUGAUGCCAACCAGUCAGAUAGUGUACUGCUCAGUACUCUGGGAAUCUCAGUAUUGACAAUUUCCUUUAUUUCUCACAAAUUCUAGGAUUCAUGGAAGGAAAAGCUUGACCAGUUGAAAUCUUGAAAGGGUGAUAGUUCAGGGCAGUGGUUUUUUUCAAAGCCUGGCAGCAGCGGCAGCAUUAUAAUCACCUAGACUUUGUUAAAGAUGCAAAUUCUCAGCUCCACCUCAGACUCACUGAAUCAGAAACUGGGUGUGGGACCCAGUGAUCUGUGUCUUUACACCUCCUCCAAGUGACUCUGAUGCAUGCUCAAGUUUGGGAAGCACUGUUUUAGAGCACUUGAGGAACUUGAAAGAUUACUGGGGCAUUCAUUUUGUGUAGUAGACAAGACACACGUACACACACACACACACACACACACACCCAAACCCCAGAAGGAAGCAGUGAUGGUGAAAUGGGACUCAGUUUAUACCUUCACUUUCAUAUCACUUUACUCCUUUUGAAAUGUGAGCCUGUCAGCCAAUAAAUAUAUCUUUUAGUACACAUGAAAAUAGCCUGUAUGUACUUCAUAAAUCUUGUAUGACCUCCCCAAAGUUACAUUCCCCAAAGGUAAAUAGAAUUCAGAGGAAGAUUCACCAAGUAAAAAAGAAGGGCUGAAAAGUGUGUGUUGAAUUGGCCCAACAUUACUUAAGUAAUUCAUAUCUGAAAAACUAUUUUGCCACAUUCUGCAGCUGUUUAGAUAAGGUCAAAAUUAAGUUUGCCCUUUUGGAUUUUGUUUUAUCUUUUGUGUAUGUAUUGUUUGCCUUUUUCAUAAAACAAUUCUUGGAUUUGUUAUAUAUUGUUCCUGUUAUUUUUGACAUCUUUGCUAUUGUAAAUAAAUUCCUAUUUUGUUUUAAGUUACCCUAGUGGAGUGUUGGCUAUAGACAAGGCAUACACACACACACACAUACAUGGACAUGAGGCUUAAAUCACACAGUUAAUAAAUCCCCAGCACGGUAUAAGCUGGGAGUGAUAGGACCCCUUCAGUAGUUCAGCACUUCU
This is a messenger RNA of Physeter macrocephalus (sperm whale), 7379 nucleotides long. RefSeq names its product zinc finger protein X-linked (gene ZFX). The transcript is spliced from 8 exons. Gene Ontology annotation, cellular component: nucleus. Gene Ontology annotation, molecular function: DNA-binding transcription factor activity, RNA polymerase II-specific; metal ion binding; RNA polymerase II cis-regulatory region sequence-specific DNA binding. The record is from RefSeq and is a predicted model, not a curated record. Gene Ontology annotation, biological process: regulation of transcription by RNA polymerase II. The coding region runs from base 414 to 2816 and encodes 800 amino acids. Lineage: Eukaryota; Metazoa; Chordata; Mammalia; Artiodactyla; Physeteridae.